Durusdinium trenchii is the source of this 1434-nucleotide messenger RNA. The record is from the annotation of a GenBank genome assembly. NCBI's taxonomy places the organism in Eukaryota, Dinophyceae, Suessiales, Symbiodiniaceae.
AUGGCCUACACCACGCCCUCGUUGCUUUCUCGAAACUACAACAUUCCGAUGCAUGAACCUGUUCGCCAUCCGCGCAAUAGUAUCUCUGUUGCCGAGUUCCUGGGGCAGUACUACAAUCCCAAUGACUUGGACGCAUUUUUCAAGCUGAUGGGAGUUCGAGAAUGGGGAACAAGGCGGAAGUUGAGCCUCAUAGGAGAGAAUGAACCAAUGGCAGGCUCUGUUCUUGGAGGCGAGGCACAGCUCGAUAUCCAAUACAUCACAUCGCUGGCGGCAAAUGUUUCCACCAUAUUUUGGAGCGUUCCCUCCAUUGAGCUGGCAACGCGUCAAGAACCUUUCCUCGAUUGGCUGAUGCAGUUGGAAGACACGGAGGAUGAAGCUAUUCCACUUGUCCAUUCGGUGUCUUACUCUGACGAUGCCUUGACCAUGCCACUCUGGUUUAAGCGGAGGGUCAAUGACGAGUUCAUGAAGCUUGCUCUCAGAGGCAUCACAGUUCUCGUUGCCAGUGGGGAUGAUGGUGUCAGUGGAAACUUUGUGGCCAAGGAUGGGAAGAAGUACUGCGGUCGAAACAGAGAAGAGUUUCCUUCUUCGUCGCCCUGGGUGACUUCGGUAGGUGGAACUCAACUUGCCCAAGAGAAUGUGCCUGUUUGUGGUUAUACAUCGGAGAAUGUGAUGGUGCAAUGUGCCCAGGAUGGAGAAGUUGUUUGUACAUCAGACAAAGGGGGAGGAAUCACAUCAGGAGGUGGAUUUUCUUCUGAUUUUCUGCGACCAUGGUAUCAACAUGAAGCUGUGGAGCACUAUCUCCAACAAAAGGAUAGUCCAGUCCCUGGCCAAGAUCAGUUGAUGUUCAAUCGCUCCGGUCGUGGGUUCCCUGAUUUGGCCGCCAUUUCCAGCAAUUACCUCGUGCUCAUGGGAGAAGAGCUUGAGGCCAUGUCUGGCACCUCUGCCUCAACUCCUCUCAUUGCAGCUAUGGUGGCACGGUGGAAUGAAGACCGCCUGCAGAAUCGAUUGCCCCCGCUGGGUUUUUUGAAUCCUUUGAUCUAUGAAAUUCUAUCAAGGCAUCCAAGUGCUUUCAAUGACAUCCAGAUCGGUGACAAUCGCUGCUCUCGUUCAACCUGUUGCCCAGUUGGAUUUGGCGCUGCUCGGGGCUGGGAUGCAGUCAGUGGAGCAGGCUCUCCAGAUUUUCAGCUCGUGGCCAAAAUCCUCAGAGAGGACGCCAUGAUGGCUUUCCGCGAUCGAUUUAGUGCAUCACAGCCGGUGGCGAUGGUGGCUUCAGUCCGUGGGGCUUCGAGUGGUCCUGACUGGAUCUAUGUGGCCAUGCUGAUGUUCCUUCAAUCCUUCCUAACUGGCACUGUGGUCUUUGUCGCAAUGGGUGGCUGCCGGCGCUUCAAGCUGGUGGAUGCAAGGAGGCCCCUUUUGGAUGAGCGACAUCCUUGA